GGUGGUUUGUGUUGGAAGUUGGUAGCCAGCACCUUCACAGGCACAGAGGAAAGGCCGGUUGCUUUCUCAAAGACAAAUGCGGGGAAAGUCCCACAGGAAGCAGCUCUCACUGAAGCAGUGACUGUCCCGUACGGCACACUUCUCCCCUCAACAUCCUGGAGGCGUAUCUCCAAUAACUCACAGGCUGGCUCCUCCUGUCCCUCUCCUGUGAAAGCCGUCCGGGUCCAGCAGUGUGGAAUCGUAGAAUGCCCCGCAGCCCCGAGGCGAAGGACGACCCCAUGGAGUGCCCGCUGUGUAUGGAACCGCUGGAGAUCGAUGACGUCAACUUCUUCCCGUGCACCUGCGGCUACCAGAUCUGCCGCUUCUGCUGGCAUCGGAUCAGGACGGACGAGAACGGUCUCUGUCCCGCCUGCAGAAAGCCUUACCCAGAAGACCCUGCGGUGUACAAGCCUCUGUCACACGAGGAGCUGCAGAGGAUAAAGAACGAGAAGAAGCAGAAGCAGAACGAGAAGAAGCAGAAGAUCACAGAGAAUAGGAAACAUCUGGCCAGCGUCCGCGUGGUCCAGAGAAACCUGGUGUUCGUGGUGGGGCUGUCUCAGAGGCUGGCCGACCCUGAGGUUCUAAAGAGGCCAGAAUAUUUUGGGAAGUUUGGGAAGAUUCAUAAAGUGGUGAUCAACAACAGCACAUCGUACGCUGGUUCACAGGGACCCAGUGCCAGUGCCUACGUCACAUAUAUUAGGUCUGAAGACGCUCUUAGAGCAAUCCAGUGUGUCAACAAUGUCGUGGUCGAUGGCAGAACGCUUAAGGCUUCUUUAGGAACAACAAAGUACUGCAGUUACUUUUUAAAGAGCACGCAGUGCCCCAAACCGGACUGCAUGUAUCUGCACGAGCUGGGCGACGAAGCUGCUAGUUUUACAAAAGAAGAGAUGCAGGCGGGGAAGCACCAAGAGUAUGAGCAGAAGCUACAAGACCUCUACAAAAUCAACACGACCUUUCUACAGACCUCAGCUGUGUCAGGGGACAAACCAAAGGGCAAAGCCAACUCUUUACAGAUAUCUAACAGCUCCAGUAAAGACAGCUGGCUGUCAUUACAGCCGUCAGGGAAAACCACCAACGGUCUGUCCUCGGACCACAGGAAGAGUCCACCAUUAGAUGGCUCCGACUCUGAACACUUGACCCCCGAGGGGCCCGAACCUGACCUCAGCCUUGGCCCCAUACCGGCCCUCUCCCCUUUCUCUUCAAACUGUGACAUUUCUAGCCCCAGCGAUAAACUGCCAGAAAUGAUCAGUAUAGGCAACGGUGAAACCUCACAGCUGCUCCCGGGCAGUGACUUUCCAUCACCACCUCCUGGCCUCAGUAAGCCCAGCGUGGUGGUUCCCAUCAGCGUCACAGGCCGCACAGCUCGCUCCCUGAGCGAGGCGGCUGCCGCUGCAGAGUCUCAGUCGCUGUUCUCAGACAACAGCAACUUCAGGCAUCCCAACCCUCUCCCCAGUGGACUGUGCAGCGUCCCCAGUUCCCCACACAGCAACUCAGACUGGCCCACUGCACCAGAACCGCAGAGCCUCUUCACCUCAGAUACCAUCCCGGUGUCCUCGUCCACAGACUGGCAGGCGGCCUUCGGCUUCGGCUCGUCCAAACAGCAGCAGGAGGACGAUCUGGGCUUUGAUCCCUUCGACGUCACUCGGAGGGCUCUCGCUGACCUCAUCGAGAAGGAGCUCCGUGUUGAGGACAGCUUCAGCUCCUCCCUGUCACCCGGCUUCUUCCCCCACAGAACCCACAGACCCCCGCUAAAUAACGGCCUCGGACCCCCAGGAGGGCUCCCGCUCUCCAGCCACCUCUCACACCAUUUCCCCCAGAAUCAGCACCCUCACAGGGGAGGCUACAGCUCCUUCAACUUCCCCGCUCACCUUUCUUCUGCAUCAUCAUCAUCAUCGACAUCGUCGUCAUCAUCAACAUCUUCCUCCUCCUGCCCCGCUGCCACCACCCUCCCCUCGUCCUCAGCAUUUCAUCAGCCCUGGAUGGGUUCCACGUCCUCUCGCGGUAACUUUGUUCAUUUGAACCACACAGUCAGUCCAACGGCCUCCAUGUCAAACAGCAGCUUCUUGGACUUUACAGUUCUGCCGGGACAUCACGGCACCGGGCUGGGAGGAAUCCCCAUCACAGAGAACAGCAGUCGCGUAGAGCGUAUAAAUGUGAAGGAGUGGCAGGACGGACUCCGAGCGCUGUUGCCCAACAUCAACAUCAAUUUUGGAGGUUUGCCCAAUUCCUCGUCGUCAUCCUCGUCGUCAUCUUCCUCCUCCUCUUCCUCCUCCUCCUCCUCCUCUUCAUCCAGCGCCAACCACACAGGAGCACCGGGGAUUUCUGGGAGUGUUUCUCACGGCCUGCGAUGGGACGGCACCGCCAGCUGGAUGGACCCAGCCAUCAUCACAGGGAUCCCGGCCUCCGGCGGCAACAGUCUGGACUCUCUUCGAGACGACAGUCCCCCACACUGGCUCAAAUCCCUGCAGACGCUCACAGAAAUGGACGUCCCGUCCAGCUCCGCGUCACAGAACGGUCCCUUCGGGAGCCAGCACCCGCCACACAGAGCCGUCUGGGCACGCUACCCAGCCCCAGCCAGCCAGUUCCACUCUCCACCACCAGGCUUCCAGACAGCCUUUAGACCCCCAGCACAGACCCAGACAGACCUGCUACAGAGCACUGCCACUGAUCGCCACUAGGGGAUCACACGUACACAUCGCCACCUUGAACCACAACGAAUCAGCAGAUAAAGAGUACAAAACUAUUAACAACUAAUAAGAUAAUAUAAUACUUAAAUCUCUUCUUCCUCCAGAGCUUCUGAUCUCUUGUGUUUCUCAUCUUGGUUUCUGAUUGGUUGCUGGAGUUGGUCUGGUUGAGCCCCCCCCCCCCCCCCCCCCCCCCAGCCACACUGUCUGAAUGCAAUGAGACAGAAGCAUAUUCGCUGCGUUAGGAUGUGAAUCAGAAGCAAUUUCCAGAGUCUGAAAGAAUGUUUCUUUUUUUUUUUUUUUUUUUUAAUCACAAGGUCAGUUAAAGCCACCAUGUUCGGGAAGAGUGUUUGACAGACGCUCUCUGCUUGAGGCUAGAGAGGAUCAAGGCCACAUCGGCUGCCACUAGAAUAACGAAAAACCCAACUUCCAGCUGUUGAAUUGCAUUGUGGGUCCUGUCGACACCAGGUUUUGCCAAAGAAGAAGAACGUGUGGAGUAAUAAAGGAAAUAUUUCUGCUUCUGAUACAUCGGUUUUGAUCCUUUUUAUAUGUAAACGGCCCAUUGUGGGUCUGACAGUGUAGUAGGAGUGUGUCUGUGUCUCAGACUAGGUUUAGCUCACUGUCAGCUGUCUUUCCAAUGGUUUGAGAUUUCUGUGACAGCUUAAAGCCUCAGCCAGCAUGAGUGACGGCAGGGUCCCCGUACGUUUUAAAUACCGUUUAAUUUCACUGCUGGAAAGAUUGCAAGGGGAAAUGGAAAAAAAAAAAAAAGAAAUCACCCAUUUCGUUUUAUGUUUU
Messenger RNA from Toxotes jaculatrix (banded archerfish), 3518 nucleotides. RefSeq names its product CCR4-NOT transcription complex, subunit 4b (gene cnot4b). NCBI's taxonomy places the organism in Eukaryota, Metazoa, Chordata, Actinopteri, Toxotidae. The coding region runs from base 246 to 2717 and encodes 823 amino acids. Gene Ontology annotation, biological process: protein ubiquitination. Gene Ontology annotation, cellular component: CCR4-NOT complex. The transcript is spliced from 13 exons. The record is from RefSeq and is a predicted model, not a curated record. Gene Ontology annotation, molecular function: metal ion binding; ubiquitin-protein transferase activity; RNA binding.